AUGCAGGAGUGUGCACCAAGACCUUGCAAGUUCUGCGAGUCCGCACUCGCUAGGUACACGUGCCCAAGGUGCAAUUGCGGGUACUGCUCCAUCAAGUGCUACAAAGAUGCCAGACACCAAGGCUGCAGUGAGGACUUCUACAAAGACUGGGUCCAAACUUACUUGCGCAUGGAACAGGCCAACCCUGAAACCCAGCGAAAGAUGGUGGGCAUACUUAAGGCCGUCCAGAAAGAUGAAGAAGAAGAAGAUGACCAGGAAACGAAUGAAGUGGCUGCUCUCGUCCAACGUCUGGAACAGACUGACAUCGACGCUGAAACUGCCUGGAGCUAUCUCACCCCAGAAGAGAGGCACGAGUUUGAACGUAUGGUUGAGACGGGUGACGUUGCAAAGCUCGUUCCACUAUGGAAGCCAUGGUGGGAAGAAACGGUCCUUGUCACUGAAGUGACUGCAGAAGAGAGCUCCAAGCAGACUGUCCAGCCUCUCAGCAUGUUGACAAGCAAGCCCCCUGCAGCAUGUGUUGUGAACAGUGUAGUGAACAUUUUGUGUAGCUACGUCCAUGUUAUACGGCUGUACAAUGGGGAGAUGGUUCCGCAGAGUACAGAAGAGUUCCUUAGCAUCAGCUCGGUUUUGACAGAUGAUGCUGCGUAUGGCACCUCGGCUGAAGCUGUUCAGGCUGUGCUGCAAAAAGUCGUCAUGAGCCAAAGUGUGACGGCUACCGAAGAGCUCCCAUCUUUGCUGAGAGCCUUUCGGAAGUUUCUGGGAAGUCCGCAAGUGAAGGCCAAUGCACUGAGAGCUUUGGAUGAAACUCGUAGUGUAUUUGAUGCAGCAACAAGGGAGCCUGAAUGCCAGCGGGAACUGAAACUAAAGCUUCGACGGGCUAUCAAGAAGGUUGAGUACAUGAUGUCAUGGACAGUAGAGCAUGGAGAAAAGCUGCUGUCAUGCCUAAAUGACAUUGAUGUUGAAGCACUUGCAGUUGCUGAGAAUGUGUCAACAUUUCAGGAGGCAUGCAAAGUUGUUGAGGAAGAGAGGAACAAGACCUCAAAGCCAAGAGUACUGAUUGAAGAGCUCAACUGAUUGCCAUGUGGCACUAAUGAUGUCAUCAUAUGCACAUUCUCGGUCAAUAAAGCUUGUGAAUUUAAGCCACACGA
Molecule: messenger RNA, 1148 nt
Organism: Dermacentor albipictus
Lineage: Eukaryota; Metazoa; Arthropoda; Arachnida; Ixodida; Ixodidae
Product: zinc finger HIT domain-containing protein 2-like
Source: RefSeq, a predicted model, not a curated record